AAAUGACUUAAGUAUUCUAUGUGGUCUAUACAUUGCGUAUGCACCGUGCAUACUUCAGUUUCGAAGAUGUUGAAAUCAAAUGGACAGUGGGAGUUGUAAAGGCGAACCUCUGAAAAUAUAGCGCUCCAUCUGGUUUGUGGCGUAACAAUUUGGCUAGGGGAUGGCGGAAGAUGGUGAACCGAAUUUAGAGGAGGAAAAUAGACAACUAAAGUCUGAACUACAGGUUUCCAUACAAGAAAGACAUGCAGCAGCGGAAUAUGGCUUAAAGCUCUUAGAAUCAAAUCAACAACUACAAAGUCGACUUGAGGAGCUAAAUAGAAAAUGUGAAGAACUGGACCGAGAACUUAAAAUUGCCCGAAAGAGUUUGGAAGAGCAAAACCUCAUACAGCGCAGGAUGAGUAUUGCUGGUUUUCAAGAAGAAGAUGAUUUAGUGUCUGAGUCGGCUAACAGAGAACGAGGUUUGCGGAACCAGGUGCAUGACUUGGAAGUCGAAUUAAAAGAUGUGAAGCUCAAGUAUGAACGACAAAUGGCAGAAAAUGAUGCACUGCAUCGAAAGAUUUUGGAGCAGCAAUCAUCAAUUGAAGAUAUGGAAAAACAAUCCAGGAAUUUGAAAUGCGAAAUUAAAGAUGCUAAAGCAAAAGAGGUGCAGAUUUUGAAUGAAUAUGAUGAUCUGGAGGCUGAAAAUUUAGAGCUACAGAAAACAAUACUUUCUCUUAAAACUAGUCAGGUUGAAUUCGAAAGUGUCAGACACGAACUGAAACGACUUCAGGAAGAAAAUGAUGUCAUACACGUGCAGUUAGAGGAGAUAACUAGAUUGAAGCGUAUGACAGAAAAGUCAUUGGAAGACGCUUUGGAGUCACUUCAGAUUGAACGCGAUCAGCGACAUAAUCUUCGCAAAGAAUUAGACAGUCGGAUUAUAUCUGAUUCAAUAAGUCACCUUAGUGAUUUGCGCAAUUUAAGCAGCCUGGGUCAUGUCAGUAAACUCGGCCAACUGCCUGAGAAUUCAGAAUGCCAAAAGCCAGAUGCCAGUUUAUCAAACUCGGAGUUUCCUGUUAAUGAUGGUAAGCCUCAAGAAGGAGACAAAAUGGACCCCAAGAUUCCUUCACCAAACGACUUACUAACUGAAUUAAGAACCACAGAAGUAGCUAAAUAUCAGGCAGAAUUAGCUCAUAUGGAAGCUGAGAAAAAUGAACUAACGCGAACUCUUGAAACUACACAGCGGUCUCUGGAAUUAGCCACAAGUGAAGUUUCGAAUAAACAAGAGCGAAUCAAUGGCUUGUUGGCUCAGUUAGAUGCAAUUAUGUCCGUCAAGUCAGAAGCAGAUUCCGAGUUUGAAGCAAAAGAAAUGGAAUUAGAAGUGCAACCAACUGCAAACUCUAGGAAUGCGAUGGGCGAAUCUUGCAUCUCAAUAUCAUCCCACGUUGAUGAAAAUGAAGAUCCGAAUGGAACUUCCCAAACUGAUCUAAAACGUCUACGUAAAGCUCUGCGGUUAAAUGAGAAUCGAUAUUCAGUAGCGCUGCGUCAAAUAGCCAGUAUGCAACAUGACCUCUGGCGGUAUCAUGAGAGGGAAAAACUAGACUCUAGACCUGAACUAGCUUCAGAAGAAGGUUUAAAACAAGAAUUGGUUCGAUUGCAGGGUGUUCUGGAACAGCGCAGCGAUGAAGUAAAAGCAUUACAAACGAAACUAUCCGCAAGUGAAGCAGUUUCUUGUACAAAUUAUAAUAAGGUCUGUUCCAUCAGUGAUACUUAUAAACAGUGCUUAACUAUCCUUGUUGGAAUAUACGGGUUUGUUUGCUCAGUCAUCAAAGUGUUGCCGCACAAACAGGUGGUUUAUGUGGCAGAUCGUUUCAGCAUACCUCUUCGAGUGGAUAGAGAUUCAUCUGAUAAUUCAGUUGGUUCUGAUCUAGUGACAACAGAUGAACCUACUGAUGAACAACUAACCCAAGAAUGCCCAACUAAGACAUCCGAAAUUACACCUGGUUCCGAUUUUGAGGGGUUAUCAGAAGAAGCUGAUUUACAUCUCACUGUCGUCACUCAGUUGCGUCAUCUAGUUAACACAUUUAAUGAGAAGUAUUCUCAGAUGUCAAAUCAGGUAUCUGGACGCAGUAGUUUGGAUAUUGAAGAAACUCAACAACAAAACUUACGUUUAAAGAGUCUGUUGGAAACAAAACGUGAACAAGUGCAUGCAUUACGCAACAUGUUGAAAACGAAUAAGACUACAGCGGAAACUGCUUUAGCUAAUUUAAAACAAAAAUAUGAAAAAGAGAAAAUUAAUGUUACAUCAACAAUGCAACAACUUCGUAAUGAAUUAAAAACACUUAAAGAGGAUGCUGCAGUCUAUGCAUCUUUACGCGCUGUCUUCGCUCAACGUUAUGAUGAAUACAUGACACAAAUGGAUGAAAUGCAAAGAAAACUAAGCGUGGCUGAAGAAGAAAAAAGAACCGUAAACACCUUACUACGCUUGGCUAUUCAGCAAAAACUAGCACUUACUCAACGAUUGGAAGAAAUGGAAGUAGCUCAUUAUCAGAAACAAACCUGUGACUUUCGCUCCGUUCCACCCCAUCAAGGUUAUCAUACUAGCCCAGUUCAACCUCCAUCCAACUCCCUUUUAUCCGGUCCAAAUCAUCAACAUCCUUAUUCCACACCUAUUCAUAAUCAGAGACAUUCAUCUCCACAGAACUUUUCACAAAUUGAUCUGCCAACAGCUCGAUCAUCUACACUUCCUGUAACUUACUAUUCCGGUACAAGUCCACAACAUGGAAGUAUGUCAUCCAAUGGUAGUGGUGCUAGGCUUUCAGGUCCUGGAUCUGACAGAAACAAGAGAAAUUCUCGUUGCAGACGCGAUGGUGUGACGUGAAGAUGUUCAUUUCGCAAAUCUUUGAUGCAAUAGUUUUUAUCACUUCCACUUUUGUUCACAUCUGAAAGCCUGUAGCUCUCAAUCGUUUUGUGUUUUGUGUUUUUUUCAUUUCUUAUCAAUCAAGACACUCUCAUUGAUCGCUUUUUACAUCUUUCAACGUAUAUCUAUGCAUCUGUGCACGUGUGUGUGUAUGCUUCGCAUAUUCGGAACUUCAGUAUUGUAAUUAUUUAGAGUUCCAAAUAAAAAUGGUUCAUGACGUGCUUAGGAUACAAAAAUUCCCACCUCAUUAAAUUCAGUUAGUUUAUUUCAAUUUCAAUUAUCAUUACUCUACACAAGUGCAAUAUGACUUUUUGUUUUGUGUUUCAAACCUCUUCUGAAGUGGUGCGUCUUCUUUCAAUUCCUUUAUGAUAUCAUUCUGUUUUUCUGUCUCUCUGUUUCUCUCCAAAACUUUUAUACUGUCCUAUGAUGAUUUGUCCAUGCUGACGUUUAUAAUAUGCCAGUAAACUAAUAGUUUUUGCACUUCUAUUAUUCCUCUAGUUUCAAAAUCAAACUUUAAUAUAUGCACAUUUUUAUUUGUUAACAAACCACCAAAUCUACCAUGUAGAAUUUCUCUCUCUCUCUUAUUUUUUCUCUUUCUUCAGUAGUAUAUCAACUGAUAUAAAGUUUUACUUGUUCUUCAUCAAAAUGACCACUACAACAACAACACUACUACUACUGUACCUUGUUUCAUUUCCUUUGUUAUACUUUUAUCAUUAUUCACAUACAAAAAAAACGCUAUAAUAUAUGCGCCGCAUUCUUUAUUCAUACUAACUAAUUGUACAUGUUUACCUUCUUGUACUUCUUUUCCUUUCACAAAGUUAUUCACUCAGUUGCUUUUUUUAAAAAAGAAAAUUUUAUUGAAAUAUUCAUUUGAAGUCAGUUUUAUCUUUCUUUUAAUAUCCGUUAUUAUAUAUAUAUUAUUCUCUAGGUUGUAUGGAAGUACUACGAAUAAUUUUAUUCGCCUUUUUGAUAUUUGAAUGAACAUUCUUGAUCUGAAUUUCCUAUUAUUCAGUGUAUAGUAUUAAAUUAUAAUUUGCUUGAAAC
This is a messenger RNA of Trichobilharzia szidati, 3940 nucleotides long. The record is from the annotation of a GenBank genome assembly. Lineage: Eukaryota; Metazoa; Platyhelminthes; Trematoda; Strigeidida; Schistosomatidae.